This is a messenger RNA of Pogona vitticeps (central bearded dragon), 907 nucleotides long. RefSeq names its product hepatic lectin. Lineage: Eukaryota; Metazoa; Chordata; Lepidosauria; Squamata; Agamidae. The record is from RefSeq and is a predicted model, not a curated record.
CAGGAACAGGAACUUGAACAGGAGAGAUCUGUGGUUCUGAUGGAUGCGGUUUAUGAAGACCAGAGAGAUACAGACAAAGUACAACUUGAGACAGGAAAAGUCAUGGCCUUCGAAACACGAGACAGGUACACAUCACUAAUCAAGCAAAAACCGCUUGUGAUUUAUCUGCUGCUAGCUCUCUCAUACCUGCUCAUCAUCAUACUGUUUGGACUUGUGAUCUCCAAUGAACAGAGGCUUCCAUCGCAAGUGACCAAGUUGCACAAAGAGCUUCAAAGGAGCAAAGAACUGUUCCCCUGUGGAUCCAGAAGCAGGGAAUGGGAAUACUAUGAUGAAAGAUGCUACUUCUUCUCUAUCGAGGAUGCUACGUGGCACACAGCUAAGUCUCACUGUGAGGAAAAGAAUUCAAUGCUGGUGGUCAUUCACGAUCAGGCCAAGCAGAAUUUUCUGCAAUCCCAAACGCGGAAUCAGCGCUUCUGGAUUGGACUCAGUGAUGAGAACACCGAAGGGGACUGGAGGUGGAUUGAUGGCACAAAUUACACAAAAGGCUUCAAGAAUUGGAAAACAGGGGAACCCAAUGACCAAAGUGGAGAAGACUGUGCCACCAUGGAUUCUGUGGGUCAGUGGAAUGACCUGAAAUGUAAUACUAAAGCCUUGUAUGUCUGUGAGAAACCCCUGCCUUCCUGAAGGACCAAGAAAGAAGGGAAGACACUUCUGCACACUGUCCCAGAUCCAGAGAAGAGUGUUGCAAGAAUCGCCUCUGCCUCUGAAGGCCAGAUAGUUCUCCAAACCACAGUGUUACUUGUGAUAAAAAUGUAGCACAGCUGGAAAGCAAUAAUCAUGAAAAGAGUACUGUAUGAGUCUUAAAGUGUUGAUGUUUCUAAGCAGCAUAAUAAAACUGUAAAGUCAA